This is a messenger RNA of Bombus impatiens (common eastern bumble bee), 3500 nucleotides long. RefSeq names its product solute carrier organic anion transporter family member 74D (gene Oatp74D). The transcript has 13 exons. The record is from RefSeq and is a predicted model, not a curated record. The coding region runs from base 1076 to 3301 and encodes 741 amino acids. Gene Ontology annotation, molecular function: protein binding. Gene Ontology annotation, cellular component: membrane. NCBI's taxonomy places the organism in Eukaryota, Metazoa, Arthropoda, Insecta, Hymenoptera, Apidae. Gene Ontology annotation, biological process: sodium-independent organic anion transport; transmembrane transport.
UUUAGUCGUGUUGUCGCGGCGUACCGUUUUAUAGUGCGGCAUUCUUAUGGGUGUUCCCCAUUUAUUCGUUGACUUCGGCUCGUCAUACUUCGGCUAGUCAGAGUGUUCGAGACACUACGAGACUUGCUCAAAUGUCGUUCGACUGCUGUGGUAACGGCGAAGCCGCCGGCAAGACGUUCGCGAAUGGCCUUGAGAAUGUGUCACGUAUUCCACGAGCAAUCUACGAUAGUUUCCUUCACGAUAUUGGCCAUUUCACGUAUGGGUACUGUUGGUUGUUCCUCGUCGUUGCUGUUCCUCUAUUAAUGGCCUUACGUAUGUUAGGCCGUGUUCACGUCACGCCGCCUAGAGACGUCAGACUUGAAGAGUAGCGCGAUCUUACGGAGCACGCAAGAGACUAUUUUUGUUUUGUUGUUUAAUCACCGGUGUAAAUACAUAAAUGCGGUUUCAGCCAGAUCGAAUAUAACACUGUGACUCGUGAGUGCGGGGUACAUUCCUGCGAUUUCCUUUCGCUGUAUCUCAAUCCUCGACACGAUGUAAACAGUAUGGAAGGAGGAAUGGCGUCGUUCUGAUGGAUUUCUCGUGUCACGGUCCCUCUGAGUAUUAUCGUAUGUGGUUGAUGCGAUUCGGUUUGUCGCGCUCGAUUCUUUCAACAUCGUACUUUACUUGGUUAAUAUUGUACGUGAGUGUGUAGUGCCGAACAGUGUGUGACUAUGGUGUGUCGUCUGCUAAUGUUGCUGACACGAACGUCGCUCGAGAGAAACAACGGCGUCGCGUGGGGGAGGAAUGAAUGAACGUGAAGAGGACGAUCGAGGUGUGGCGGGAGGGGAUGCGACGACCGUCGUGUUGUGACGGCCUGCUGCCUGCUUGCCGAUUUGUAUCGAGCCGGAGCAUCCGUCCGUCAUUGGAGAAAAGCAAUGUGGUUGACCGUUCGAAUGAAAGUCGUUUGAACGGUCGCGAGAGUCCUCCCACGAGGAAGAAUCCCGGCUAGAGGGUGCGAACCGGUACUAGGACAGGGACAGAAAGACGGAAGAGAAGAGGACAGGAACGAAGCGUCGAUUGAUCGCCGUAUGAUAUAAUGGCAGGCGAGGACACUCAGAUCCUGGCGAACGGAAACGUCGAAGCGCUGACGAUAAUUCCACCGAAAAUGGCGAAUGGGAAUGGACUGAUUUGCGGGAAGCAGCACAACAACAACGGCUCGAUACCAAACGGAAAGUUACACGAAAUCGGUGCAGCUGAAAACGGAAAGCUGAUAAUGUCUGACGAGAAAUCGAGCAGUCUUCACACGGAGUUCGACGACGCGGACGUGUCUUGCGGCUGGGGCCCGUGCAGGCCACACUGGCUUCAGUAUUUCGCCACGAAGCAGGCCUUCCUGGUCACCUUCUGCAUCACCUGGGUCCUCCAGGGAAUGUACUACACGUACUUCGUCUCGGUGAUCACGACGAUCGAGAAGCUGUUCCAGAUUCAGUCAAAGACCACCGGUAUUAUAAUGUCAGCGACGGAGAUCGGCCAGAUCGGUUCCUCUCUCCUGCUUACGUACUACGGGGGCCAAGGUCACCGGCCUAAGUGGAUCGCUUGGGGCAUGAUCCUGUUCGCAGUGAGCUCGUUCACCUGCUCGAUGCCCCAUUUCAUCUUCGGUGAACAGCUGAUCCAUCAGAACGAGAUGUUUUUCAGCGGUUUCGAGGGUGGCGACCCAAACAACACCCAUCCUAUUCCCGCGAAUCUUUGCAAACUGCAAGAACGAUCAGAGAACGCUACGCUGGAUAGUUGGAUCUCGUCCACGACGCCGGCUCAAAUGAAUACGAUGAAUUACUGCAAGGGUGACUCGUUGACGGAGCAGAGGAUACAAAGUAAAAUAACUACCGUGGUCCUGGCUAUAUUUUUUGUCUCCUUGUUGGGCGUUGGAAUGGGUCAGACGGCAGUCUACACCCUUGGUAUUCCUUAUAUCGACGACAAUGUGGCCAGCAGAGAAAGCCCACUCUAUUUCGCGAUUACGAUCGGAGUGAGGAUCCUCGGACCAGCCCUAGGCUUCAUUCUAGGCUCAUUGUGCACGAUGAUUUACGCGGAUUUGUCGGCGAAUCCGCAAAUCACGCCGACGGAUCCAAGAUGGGUGGGAGCAUGGUGGCUUGGUUUGGUGCUAAUAUCCGCCAUGCUGAUGCUGGUCAGUAUAGGAAUGUUCGCAUUCCCGACGCGGCUGCCCGCGAGCAGAACACCGCCGAAACGGGCGGAUGCGAAAAAGCCUAGUCUCCGAGACUUCCCUAAAGCGGUGAAGAGGCUGUUGAAGAACGACAUUCUUAUGUUCCGGACGGCCAGCAGCGUGCUGCACAUCCUACCGAUCGCCGGCCUCUACACCUUCCUGCCAAAGUACCUCGAGAGCCAAUUUCGCUUGCCAGCUCAUCAUGCGAACAUGAUCUCAGGUGUCGGUGGUAUUUUAGUAAUGGGUCUGGGUAUUAUAAUUAGCGGAGUGUUUAUCCUGAGGGCAAAGCCUAACGCCAGGUUCGUCGCAGCCUGGAUCGCCUUCACAGCGAUAGUUUACGCGAUCGGCAUGGGCGUGCUGAUGUUCAUCGGUUGCCCGAUGGACGAUUUCGCUGGUCUCGUCUCGCAUUCCAACGGAUUGUCCAGCUUCGAGCCGGUCUGCGAGGCUACCUGCGACUGCGUUCGGAACAAAUUCAGUCCGAUUUGCAGCGCUGAUGGGAAAACUUAUUUUUCCGCGUGUCACGCGGGUUGUUCCAAUUACACAGUCGUCGAUGGCAAGGUAGCUUCGUUUUACAACUGCCAGUGCAUCGGGACGAAUCUAACGGCACCGGAAACGACCAACACCGCGACGAUCGGUUACUGCGAGCUCGAGUGCAGUAACUUUUGGGUUUAUAUGAUCCUGUUCUCGGUGUUCGUUUUCAUCCACUCGACCAGCGAGGUGGGCUCCAUGCUGUUGAUCUUACGGUGCGUGGAUCCACGGGACAAGGCGAUGGCUUUGGGGCUUAUACAAUUCGCCAUCGGCCUCUUUGGUAACGUCCCGUGUCCAAUCGUUUAUGGUGCUGUGGUGGACUCUGCUUGUCUCGUAUGGGAAUACGCUUGCGGCGAGCGAGGUGCCUGCUGGCUUUACGACUCGAAUGUCUUUAGAAUGUUCUAUCAUGGUACCACAGGCGGAAUCCUGAUUCUUGCGUUCGUGGUGGACAUAGUGGUGUGGUACAAGGCAGGGAGCAUUAGCUUCGUGGAAGAGCAGGACGUGGAGGAGGGCACUGUUGAAGAAAUGGCCACCCUGAAGUCGCAGGACGCGCAAGCGGUGGACAACGACUAUUUGUGAAAGAGUCCCGGCCGACUUCGAUGGUAUCUCAUCAAGCACAGGCCUGAAUCUAGCGUCGUAAACCGGGACAAAGCGUGACGAGCCGUUCCUAACUGACGAGAACUCGGUGCCAGUAGCACGUCGGAGGUUUAAGACCGGGGCGAUCUGUAUCGAUCUUCGUGUGUCACAUUCGCCGGCCGUUUUCUAUUUUUUUUUUUUU